Messenger RNA from Homarus americanus (American lobster), 2264 nucleotides. It is a transcript of the gene Tm1, whose product is annotated as tropomyosin. The transcript is spliced from 8 exons. Gene Ontology annotation, cellular component: actin filament. Bases 28 to 1119 code for a protein of 363 amino acids. The record is from RefSeq and is a predicted model, not a curated record. Gene Ontology annotation, biological process: actin filament organization; muscle contraction. Gene Ontology annotation, molecular function: actin filament binding. Lineage: Eukaryota; Metazoa; Arthropoda; Malacostraca; Decapoda; Nephropidae.
CUGCAGAGUGUAAACAGUGUUGGAAACAUGGACUCCACCUCUGGUAGUGUCACGCCAAGCUCAAAUUGCUCUCAUUCCUCCCCGGUAGAUAGUGUUAACAAUAAUACAAUGCAAAAUGGGAUUUCUAGCCCCUCAGGUGAUUCAGAAGAUGCGGAAGAAAUGGAAAAUGUCGAUAACAGUGGUGGAAAUAGAACCUCAGUGAGUGGUAGGAUAACCGUCGGUAGUGUUGGUAACGUUAGUGUCACAUCAGCUGACCCAGACAGCAAUGCGAACUCAGCUGUUACCGUCCAAAAUGACCCGGACGUUGACAGAGAACUUGAAGAACUAGCCAAACUUAGAUGCCCAAGCGUAGCAACCGAGGUGGUAGCAGCUCGGUACAAGCGAAGAUGCUCAGAUUACCCGGGAUUUGCGUUCGGGUCCUCAAUAUUCAGUUCGAAUACAAUGAUGAAGUUCAGCAUUAUAAAGAACGAACUGCACAACAUCAUGAAUGUGCAGUUGAAAAGGGCUGAGGGUGAGGUGGCCGCUCUUAACCGUCGCAUCCAGCUGCUGGAAGAGGACCUGGAACGCUCUGAGGAGCGCCUCAACACCGCCACCACCAAGCUGGCCGAGGCUUCUCAGGCCGCCGACGAGUCCGAGCGAGCCCGCAAGUGCUUGGAAAACCGAGCAAACAUGGAAGACGAUCGUGUGGGCAUCUUGGAGACCCAGCUGGCACAGGCUAAGCAUAUUGCUGAGGAGGCAGAUAAGAAAUAUGAAGAGCUGGCCCGCAAGUGCGUCAUGUUGGAGAACGACCUAGAACGGGCAGAGGAAAGGGCAGAAGCCGCCGAGGGAAAGAUCGUCGAGCUUGAGGAGGAGCUGCGUGUCGUUGGCAACAACUUGAAGUCUCUUGAAGUGUCUGAGGAGAAGGCUGCACAGAGGGAGGAUAACUUUGAGGAGCAGAUCAAGGAGCUGACCCACCGUAUGAGAGAGGCUGAGGCUCGAGCUGAGUUCGCCGAGAGGUCUGUGCAGAAGCUCCAGAAGGAGGUCGACAGGCUCGAAGACGAACUGGUUAACGAAAAGGAGAAGUACAAGUCCAUUACCGACGAGCUGGACCAGACUUUCAGCGAACUGUCUGGCUACUAAACACUCUCUGCUCCAAACUGUUCUGCCAUCUCUCUUCCUAUGCCCUCAGCUGGCCUGUAACCUAUUUUUUCAUAAGCUUAUGUAAUUCAGUUUAUAAGAAUUCUUUUUACUUUUCCUUCUUUUUAUGUGUUGCAUUUGACCUCCAAUUGAGUCAGUAUCAUCACUAAAUCAUUCGAUAUCGUGGUUAAGUCUGCCAUUGAGGUAAUUUUAAUGUUAUUAAACUUAAAUUUAUUCAGGAAACUUAAUUUUGAAUUUUUUUUCAAAAUUUUAGGUUUCAUGUACUCUAUGGCUUAAUAACAUAAAGAAAUAAAUAUUUAUUAUCAAAUGGAUUUUUGUUGUUUACGCUCUAAUCCCGAUACGACCUUGAGUAUAACGACCACUCAGAGCGAGUGGCCCUAAGAUGAUCCUAGGACCACUACCGCCACAACCAGCCAAUGGAAUGCCUGUAAAAUCUCUCACCCAUCUGUUACAGAUGAACUUGUUAAUGAGAAAGAAAAAUAUAAGAACAUUGCGGAUGAGAUGGACCAGGCGUUCUCAGAAUUGUCAGGAUUCUAAGUGUGACAAACUGGUGGGCGCCAACACGGUGCUUGGACGGGCGUACGUGUCCGCGGGCGUGUGGGCGGGGUAUUGCACUCCGUCCCCGCCCGUGGCACGCUCACGCUCCUGCGGACUGACUUGACUGACGGCCGAGACGCGCCCCACACCAUCAUCACCCAACACCACCGCCUGGCCCGCCACGCUAUCGUCCGCCGUGUAAAGGCCGACUCCCAGGGGAACAAGAGCCUCAAUAACACCCACACUACCCCCCUAAGGGAAGUACUGGGUAGUAUUGAAGCUCCGAACCGCCCCAGUAGAACACAAGCUUUAAUAAUGCCCACAACCCAAGUGUGGUAGUGAGCGUUAUCGAAGCUUAUGAGUCGUUGGGUUCGGCCCACGUCUCUCUUGCUCUGUUACCGUAUGUAAGGGUGCAUUGGUUCACCUUCUUUACUCGAGUUGCAAUCAGUCUUUAUGCGUCAUGCAUUUAUUCUAUAUGGACUAUCAAUAAUAUAUGUUAAUAAUAUUAUUCAACUUUUAAAUCUGGAUCUUAUACUUACAGAAUGAUUGUACACUGUUUGUUUAACGUGUAAUAAAUUUUGUAAACAAAA